AUGGGUCUACGGUAUAUAACGUUCUUGUGUCCGACAUGGCUAGCACUCACGCGUUGGUGCAACGCUCGAAACCGCAACCCCCUUUCCAGAAAUGCGCUCUGCGCAUCACAUGCCUUUUACCAUUCAAUCAAAUCGCAACCCUGCGUCCCAUGCUUGCUUGCCUCCCCCAAAAAGGCAUCUCAGUAUCUGAAACGUCCUCCUUCGUCGGCCUCGCUGCUAGUCAACACGUCAUCCAAAAGGCGCGCGCGCCCGUAG
Molecule: messenger RNA, 255 nt
Organism: Chondrus crispus (carragheen)
Lineage: Eukaryota; Rhodophyta; Florideophyceae; Gigartinales; Gigartinaceae
Exons: 1
Coding region: 1-255 (84 amino acids)
Source: RefSeq, a predicted model, not a curated record